This is a messenger RNA of Lasiodiplodia theobromae, 1515 nucleotides long. Its product is annotated as MFS transporter. NCBI's taxonomy places the organism in Eukaryota, Fungi, Ascomycota, Dothideomycetes, Botryosphaeriales, Botryosphaeriaceae. Gene Ontology annotation, cellular component: membrane. Gene Ontology annotation, biological process: transmembrane transport. The record is from RefSeq and is a predicted model, not a curated record. The coding region runs from base 1 to 1515 and encodes 504 amino acids. The transcript has 5 exons. Gene Ontology annotation, molecular function: transmembrane transporter activity.
AUGGGAGUUUUCAGCGGCGUGAAGCCGGCCAGCAAUUUGGCACGGCCGUCCAUCUGGCAUUGGCAUGAGCCGGGAACGAGCAAGGAGGAAAAAUGGCUUAUCCGCAAGCUUGAUAUUUUUAUUCUGACUUACAGCUGUUUGUGCUUCUUCAUCAAAUACCUCGACCAAACGAAUAUCUCCAACGCCUAUGUCUCCGGCAUGAAAGAAGAGCUCGACCUAUACGGCAACGAGCUCAACCUAAUGACAACCUACUACAACAUCGGCUACAUCCUCGGCGCGCCCGCCUCCAACCUCCUCCUCACCAUCACACCCCCGCGCAUCCACCUCCCCGCCUGCCUCAUGACGUGGUCCGUCUUCGUCCUCGGCCUCUUCCGCGUGCACUCGGCCACGCAAAUCUACAUCCUGCGCUUCUUCAUCGGCGUCUUCGAGUCGGCCGCCUUGCCCGGCCUGCACUACGUCAUCGGCUCCUGGUACCGGCGGUCGGAGCUGGGGCGGCGGUCGGCGUUUUUUGUGAUCUCGGGCGUGCUGGGCCAGAUGUUCUCGGGCUACCUGCAGAGCGGGUUGUACACGGGCAUGGAUGGCCGCGGCGGGUUGAGCGCGUGGAGGUGGUUGUUUAUUUUCGAUUUCGUGCUCGCGGUGCCGGUUGUGGUGUAUGGCGUGACGUGUUUUCCGGAUACGCCGGCGACGACGAAGGCGUGGUGGUUGAAUGAUUGGGAAAAGCAGCGGGCGAGGGAGAGGAUGGAGGAGGAGGGGAGGAGUGAGGAUAGGGGGGCGAAGUUUGAUUGGACUGUUGUGAAGAGGGUGUUUGGGAGUUGGCAGCUCUACGUGUUUUGCGUGGCCUGGAGUUUCUGGUCCCUGACCUGCGGCUCAAGCGUGCAGACGUGGAUGGCACUCUGGCUGAAGUCGGAGAAGACGGCAGACGGAAAGAACAGGUACAGCGUGCCGCAGAUCAACAACAUCCCCACCGUCGUUGGCGCAGUUAACUUCUUCUUCAUGGUCGGCAGCGGCCUCGCCUCCGACAUCAUCGGCAGCCGCGCACCCGUCACCUUCUUCGUCGGCCUCCUCAUGACCUUCUGCUACGUCAUCUACGUCAUCUGGCCAACAUCAACUGGCCUGAAGAUGGCGGCCUUUUUCCUGCAAGGCUGCUACGGCUGCUUCUCGCCGCUGCUGUCGGGCUGGGUCAACAGCCUGUGCGGCGGCGACAACCAGCUGCGCGCCUUCACCAUGGCCAUGAUGAUGUCCGUCGGCCAGGCCUGCUCCACGCCCUUCUCGCAGUACCUCUUCCCGGCCUCCGACGCUCCGACUUACCGCAGCACUCACGGUUACAUCGCUGCCCUGGUCUUCGUCGUGGCGCUGACGCUGUGGUGCUCGCUCGUGUUGGGCGGGAUUGAGAGGUGGUACUACAAGAAGCAGGCGGAGGCGGCGGCGGUGGCUGAGGUCGAAGAGGGCUCGGUGGAGGAGGAGGCGGAUGUGCGGCAGAAGUCUGCUGCGCGCGAGACUGUGAGCGAAGCUUGA